AGACAUGCUGCGACCAUGUGCCAGUAUUGUUGGCUUUUGGACAUAAAUGCCCUUGUCUCCUCCAUCCUUCCCACAAAUUACCCCAACAAAACCUUUCUUCUCUUCCCUUGCACUGCAAGCGGCCAUUUUUGCUCUCAAGGAACAUCUUCUUCUAUUACACGUAGCCGAAGCAGCAGACCGUUUCUCUUUCUUUCUGUGUCUCUUGUUGUAUGAGUUCAGAGAGAGAGAGGGAGAGAUUACAUAGAUGGGAGUCGGAACGAGCACGUUUGUCAUCAGAUGGAUCAACUUUAUCACUAUGCUUUUGGCUGUAGCUGUUAUAGGGUUUGGCGUGUGGAUGAGUACUCAUGAUGACAAUUGCCGAAAGUCUCUCACUCUUCCUGUUCUGGGUCUUGGGGCAUUUAUAUUCGUAAUAUCAAUAAUUGGCUUUCUUGGCGCAUUAAAGAACAACUCGAUACUGUUGUGGGCUUACCUGAUCUUGUUAUGCCUGAUAUUGGUGGGAAUCCUUGUCUUCACUGUGCUAGCCUUCAUUGUGACAAACAAUGGUUCGGGGCACAGCGUAACCGGCUUAAAGUACAAAGAGUAUCAACUUCAGGAUUACAGUUCGUGGUUUCUAAAACAAUUAAAGGAUGGACAUAACUGGGAGCACUUGAAGAGUUGUCUUGUUAAAUCUGAGGACUGCAAUGAUUUAUCGAAGAAAUAUAAGACUCUCAGACAAUAUAAAUCAGCAAAAUUAACCCCAAUUGAAGCUGGUUGUUGCCGACCUCCAUCUGAAUGUGGUUACCCUGCUGUGAAUGCGUCGUACUACGACUUGAGCUACCAUCCCGUUAGUUCCAACAAGGACUGCAAGCUCUAUAAGAACUCCCGAUCUGUGAAGUGCUACAAUUGUGAUUCGUGCAAGGCUGGAGUUGCUCAGUACAUGAAGACCGAGUGGAGGGUGGUUGCAAUUUUCAACGUGAUCCUGUUCGUUGUCUUGUCAUUGAUUUAUUUCAUCGGAUGCUGUGCGAGGCAAAAUGCUGCCCGGAACCAUUCUAAAACUUGAGAAAAGCAGGCCUGUAAUCC
Messenger RNA from Rhodamnia argentea, 1059 nucleotides. Its product is annotated as tetraspanin-10. The coding region runs from base 245 to 1039 and encodes 264 amino acids. Gene Ontology annotation, biological process: auxin-activated signaling pathway. Gene Ontology annotation, cellular component: plasmodesma; plasma membrane. NCBI's taxonomy places the organism in Eukaryota, Viridiplantae, Streptophyta, Magnoliopsida, Myrtales, Myrtaceae. The transcript has 11 exons. The record is from RefSeq and is a predicted model, not a curated record.